Messenger RNA from Phytophthora infestans T30-4, 873 nucleotides. Its product is annotated as glycoside hydrolase, putative. Gene Ontology annotation, molecular function: beta-glucosidase activity. The transcript is spliced from 2 exons. Gene Ontology annotation, biological process: glucan catabolic process. Bases 1 to 873 code for a protein of 290 amino acids. The record is from RefSeq and is a predicted model, not a curated record. NCBI's taxonomy places the organism in Eukaryota, Oomycota, Peronosporomycetes, Peronosporales, Peronosporaceae.
AUGAGACGCUCCAAGGCUGAGUACACCAUCGCCGUGAUCAGCGAGGACACGUACGCCGAGAAACCUGGUGACAUCGACGACCUGGCGUUGCCCGCUGGUCAGAUUGAGUACGUGAAGGAGCUGGCAUCCACAGGUACGAAAGUGAUCUUGGUGUUGUUCGAGGGUCGUCCACGUCUGCUUGGUGACCUACCCGAGACCGUGCACGCGGUGGUGAACGGUUUGUUGGCAUGUGAGCUGGGUGGCCAAGCCAUGGCCGAGAUCAUCUACGGCAAAGUAAACCCCAGCGGCCGCAUGCCGAUCACGUACGCGAAGGACCAGGCCAACAUCCAGAUGACGUACAACCACCCUGUGACGAGCAUGUGCCAGACGCAGGAGUCCGACGGUGCUUAUUACUGCGAGAAUCAGUGGGAUUUCGGAACGGGUCUCAGCUACACCGAGUUCACCUACUCUGAAGUGCGUCUGAGCCGCAACGUCGUCACGUCUUCGGCGGAAGACGUCGUAGUGUCUGUGGAUGUUACGAACGCUGGUAGUGUAGCCGGUAAGGAGACCGUCAUGCUCUUCCUCAUCCAGCCAUACAACUUGCUGAAUGUGCCGGAGAUGAAGCAGCUCAAGAAGUUCUUCAACAUCAGUCUCGAGCCUGGCCAGACACAGAACGUCAACUUCACACUCACAUCUGACGACUGGAGUGUUUACUACCCACAGGUGGGUCACGGGCUCAAGAAGGUGGCCGAGGACUGCGAAUACGUGGUGGCCAUCAAACCGGAGACGGACUGCGACGUGUACAACGAGACGGCCGUGGCCAACCCGCUCUGUGCAACCUUCUCACUCAACACGGGCGAGUAUCCGUUCGGCACGUUCGAGGAGCCGUGGUAA